AUGCUUUUAUUCGGUUCGGUCUGUUGGGGGAACUGCAGCUGCCAACUGUCAUCAGCAUCAAGUUACCGCACAAAGCCGAGGCAAGGCAGGCGAUGGGGAGCGGGCGGGGGGACGACGCCAUCACACGGCACCGCACGGCAUCACACGGCAUCACACGGCAUCUCACGGCAUCACACAGCAUCACACGGCACCGCACGGCAUCAUACAGCACCGCACAGCAUUGCACGGCAUCACACGGCAUCAUACAGCACCGCACGGCCCCGCACGACUCGACUCGUUGCCCACCCGCACGGCCCCGCAGCAGACAAAGCGCCCGGCCGCCAUUGGGCCGUUCAGCCCACGCUCCGGCGCUGCCCGCACCGCGCGGCCAAUGGGCGGACGGCGAUGCAAAGCGGCCGCUAUAAGACGGGGCGGUGCGGGGCGGGGAGCGGCGCGGGGCCGCGGAGCAGCGCGGCGGGGAUGGCGCCGUCCUGCCGGCACGGGAAGGGCCGAGCGCCGCGGGGCGGAGCGGACGGGAGGGGGAGCGGAGCAGAGCGGGGCGGACGGGGAGCGAGCGCUGACGGCGCCGUGUGCCCGCGGGCGAGGAAACCGCUGGUGGAGAAGAAGCGGAGGGCGCGGAUCAACGAGAGCCUGCGGGAGCUGCGGCAGCUGCUGGCAGGAGGGGAGGCGAAGCUGGAGAACGCGGAGGUGCUGGAGCUGACGGUGCGGCGGGUGCAGGCCGUGCUGGAGCGCCGAGCGCUCGAGGGCGGGCGGCUGCACCGCGAGGCGAGCGAGCGCUUCGCCGCCGGCUACAUCCAGUGCAUGCACGAGGUGCACACCUUCGUCUCCGGCUGCCCCGGCAUCGACGGCACCACGGCGGCCGAGCUGCUCAACCACCUGCUGGAGUCCAUGCCGCUCAACGAGGGCGGCCUGCGGGACUUGAUGGCGGACGUUCUGGCCGAGUCCUGGCCGGGCGGGGAGGCCGCGCUGCCGCCGGCUGAAGCUGCCCUGGGCCCGGUGCUGCCCGCGCCGUCGGCCGGUGACGAGACGUGCUCCGACUCGGACGAGGCGGAGGCCGAGCCGGGCCGGACCCCCGCACACGGACUGGAGGCGGCACAGACGCGCGGCGUGUCCCCGGCCGGCUCGAACAAGUCCAUGUGGAGGCCGUGGUAACGCUGCGAGCGAAGGGGAGCAACGAGGGAUGGGGACACGGCCCUGAUGUCACAGCCCCGACGGGCUCGUGGCUGAACGAGAUACAGCUCAGCGGACGGUGUGUGGGUGGCGUUUUGUAGCUGGGGGUUGUUUGUAUGAGAGUGGGGGGACGGGAUGGGGAGGAGGGAGGUUUUUUAGUAGCAGAGCUCUUUGGAUGCACAGCCGUGGUCUCUUAACCCUGCCCCAUCCUCUUGGCCCCUCUAAGUGGCCCAGAUAACACUCACUGCCUUGUUCUCUUCAAAAGCCCUCGUGUGGUUUAGAUCCUGAUGGGUAACUGAGCAGCUCAGCCUGCACACAGUGUCUGUGUGCUGCUGACAGCACGGAGCCCUAAAGGGGCUCACGGAGCAGCUCAGCUCUUACCUUCAGGGAAGGAGAAGCAGCAGGGGCUGCUGGAGCUCUGCAGACACGGGGUGCCUUUAGGAGCGAGCAUCUUGAUUCACGUUUUGCUUUGAGCACAUUUUGAGUUCAUGGUGACUUUCUGUAUAUUAGGGUAUCAAAAUCAAGUGGUUUUUUUUUUUAUUAUUAUUAUUUUUAAUCUUGAAUAAAAAACUGAAUUCACAGCGAUUUCAUGGAUUUUUGCAUCGUGCUGCCUCUUAACCAGGAACCCCCCCCCCCCCCCACAUUCAUGCACUGAUAGCACACAGUGAUCUGUGCCACAGCCUCCCCAGCUGCCCCUUACCUGUGGUGUUGAUGCAUUGCACACAUCUUCUGCACCCAUCUUUUGGUUUCACUUUCAAAUGCAAAGUUGGUUGGAGCUGCAGAGGAUGGGGAAAGUAUUUCUGAAGGGGGGGAGGGGAAAUAAAAUAGCUGUCCAUAAAGUCUGAUCCCUCUCGUGUCCCUGCUGAGAGCUGCCAGGUUAUUUGUACUGCAGUGCCACCUUCCAGAGAGCUGGCAAUCUAAGGAGAGAAACAAAACCAAUUGUUAAGUUUCUUAAUACAUGGAAGUUCCCAAACAUAGAACAGGCAAGAAAGGAAGCAACAUAACCACCAGGGGAUGAGACCUGUAACUUUCCUUUGUUAACAACCCUAUGGAACAAUAAAAAUGGAAAACAAGUA
This is a messenger RNA of Coturnix japonica (Japanese quail), 2246 nucleotides long. The record is from RefSeq and is a predicted model, not a curated record. Lineage: Eukaryota; Metazoa; Chordata; Aves; Galliformes; Phasianidae.